AUGCCGCCACGAAACAACCCCCUCCCUGCCGCUGUCCGCCUUUUCAACUGCACAAUCUGUGACAAGGGCUAUCCCCGACAACUCGACUAUGAAAACCACCUGCGCUCCUACGACCACAACCACCGCCAACGUCUAGCAGACAUGAAGAAGCUCACCGCAUCCAACGACUCCGAGGGAAGCAAACCGAAACAAGGCCUUGAAAUGCGCAGCAUCAACAUUGAGGACGCGAAUAAGAAGCCAGGGGUUGGCGGGCGUUUUACGAAGAUUGGAGGUACUGCUGUUGCAGGGGCGGGUGGAUCGAGGUUCAAGAAAGUGGGUGUGGCUGUUAGUGGGGCGAAAGAGGGGUAUGAGGAAGGGAAGAAAGAUGAACAGCGGAAGGGGGUUGACGCCGUACCUGCAGAGAGCGCAGAGACGACGGUGAGUGGGGUGAUUAUGGCUGAGCCAUCAGUGGAGUUGAGGAAAGACGAAGAUACCGCUAUGGUGGACGAGGAUAAACAGGAGGCUAUCACUUGGGAAGAGUACGAUUUCACGAAACCAACUGGAUGCGAUCACGCCAAUUGUCCUGGAUGCAAGACGGAUGGUAUUUGGAAUGGCGAAUGGGUGUCGGUGGGCACUGCUUGA
This is a messenger RNA of Cucurbitaria berberidis CBS 394.84, 621 nucleotides long. RefSeq lists its product as uncharacterized. The record is from RefSeq and is a predicted model, not a curated record. Bases 1 to 621 code for a protein of 206 amino acids. Lineage: Eukaryota; Fungi; Ascomycota; Dothideomycetes; Pleosporales; Cucurbitariaceae. The transcript has 2 exons.